AGCCGCGCGACGUCCCCGCCCGCCCGCCCGCCGGCCGUAAUCCCCUUCGCCCCGCCCCCGCCCCCCCAUUCUCCUCUCUCCCCCCCGCACGGAGCGCCUGGCGGCGGCGGCGCAGCCCAGACCUGUCCCUGCCGGUACGGCGGCGCCUCGGGCUCGGCGGCGACAUGGAGUGCGCUGCGGCGGGGGCCGAGUUCAACAUCCUCCUCGCCACCGACUCCUACAAGGUUACACACUACAAGCAAUAUCCACCUAAUACAAGCAAAGUAUAUUCCUACUUUGAAUGUCGUGAAAAGAAGACCGAAAAUUCCAAAUUAAGGAAAGUGAAAUAUGAAGAAACUGUUUUUUAUGGUUUGCAGUACAUUCUGAAUAAAUACUUAAAAGGUAAAGUGGUGACCAAAGAGAAAAUCAAGGAAGCCAAAGAAGUAUAUAGGGAGCAUUUUCAAGAUGAUGUCUUCAACGAAAAGGGAUGGAACUAUAUUCUGGAGAAAUACGAUGGCCAUCUUCCUAUAGAAAUAAAGGCUGUUCCUGAGGGCUCUGUAAUUCCCAGAGGAAACGUUCUUUUCACAGUAGAAAACACAGAUCCAGAGUGCUACUGGCUCACAAAUUGGAUAGAGACUAUUCUUGUGCAGUCAUGGUAUCCAAUCACAGUGGCUACGAACUCUAGAGAGCAGAAAAAGAUUUUGGCCAAAUAUUUGCUAGAGACUUCUGGCAGCUUAGAAGGACUGGAGUAUAAACUGCAUGACUUUGGCUACAGAGGAGUUUCUUCACAAGAGACUGCAGGAAUAGGAGCUUCAGCCCAUUUAGUGAACUUCAAAGGAACAGACACUGUAGCAGGAAUUGCGUUAAUUAAAAAGUACUACGGUACAAAGGAUCCGGUUCCAGGAUAUUCUGUUCCAGCUGCUGAACACAGUACCAUAACAGCUUGGGGGAAAGAUCAUGAAAAAGAUGCUUUUGAACACAUAGUGACACAGUUUUCUUCAGUGCCUGUAUCUGUGGUUAGUGACAGCUACGACAUUUACAAUGCUUGUGAAAAAAUAUGGGGUGAUGACUUAAGGCAUAUAAUUGAAGCCCGAAGUCCAGAGGCACCACUUAUUAUUAGACCAGAUUCUGGGAAUCCCCUUGACACUGUUUUAAAGGUCUUGGAGAUCUUAGGGAAGAAGUUUCCCAUUACAGAGAACUCAAAAGGCUACAAGUUGCUGCCACCAUAUCUCAGAGUUAUUCAAGGGGAUGGUGUGGAUAUCAACACACUGCAAGAGGGGAUGCUGGUAGAACAGAUUGUGGAGGGAAUGAAGAAGAAUAAAUGGAGUAUUGAGAAUAUUGCCUUUGGAUCUGGUGGAGCUUUGUUGCAGAAACUAACCAGAGAUCUCUUAAACUGUUCCUUCAAAUGUAGUUACGUGGUGACCAACGGUCUCGGGGUAAAUGUCUUCAAGGAUCCGGUUGCCGAUCCGAACAAAAGGUCAAAGAAAGGCAGACUGUCGUUGCAUAGGACACCUACUGGAGAUUAUGUGACACUUGAAGAAGGCAAAGGAGAUCUUGAAGAGUAUGGACAGGAUCUCCUUCAUACUGUAUUUAAGAAUGGAAAGGUAACGAAGUCAUAUUCAUUUGAUGAAGUCAGACAAAAUGCCAGGCUGAAGAACAGUGAACUAGAAGUGGCAUCUCAUUAAGUUUCAUUCCAUGUCUGUGUAUGUGUGUGUAACAAGUAUGUACUGCAUAGCUACUGGGUUUAUUGUACAGAUUUGUGUGUUUGUGUUUUAUGACAUUAUAGCCAAAUUAUUUGUUGGUUUAUGGACAUACUGCCCUAUCUUUUGCCAGUCUUUAGAAAAGAUGAAAUCAGGAAAUGGUACUCUACAUUGUAAAACAUAUUUAAUGCUAAAGUGUGCUUUUUAGGGCCCUUUGCCAAUAGUGAUUCAAUCUGGUAUUGAUCUUUUCACAAAUGAGACAGAGCUGAGAAACUUUUUUAUAUAUAACAGAAUAUCACAAAAUGGAUUUACAUAAAAUUAUCAUGAUUGCUUUAUGUUUAUAUUUAACUUGUAUUUUUGUACAAACAAGAUUGUGUAAAAUAUAUUUAAAGUUUCAAUAAUUAAGUCUUUCCAACUUUUCAUGAUUUUUAUGAGCACAGACUUUCAAGAAAAUAUUUGGUGGGGGGGAAAUCCAUUGCCUUUUGUCCAUUAAUCAGCAAAUAAAACAUGGCCUUAAAGUUUGUUGUGACAUUGUACCAUUUGACAACUAAAUCAGGACUCGUAUCUCCCUAAGAUCCCAUAGAAUUGCUGACCUCACCGUUUCUUGUAGUUGUCUGUAUUAGUAAAUCUGCAUUAAAGAAAAUUACUGUUCUUACUAGAAGGUUUAGGUACUACAGACCUUGCUGGCACUGUAAGGUAUGUAAAUGAAAUGCCAAAUUCGAAAGGAUUCUCUACUGCAACUUAACUUGCCAAGUCUAUCCAACUUGGCAUAUGCACCUCAAUAUUUUAAGAGUAAAGUUUUUAAGAGAUCUCCUCUUCCACUAUAGAAUAUAUGUGUAAAAUACUGAAAUAUGGAAGCGGUGUAUUUUAAAGUAAUUACACUUCUGGGUUUAUUUUUCAUAUACUGUAAGUGACAUGACUUUAAAGCAAAAUACUGGACUGGGUAGUGCACUUUUUUACUUUUUUGUAUUUUUUUCAUUGAUUUGCCUUUUGUCAGACUGGAUGUUAAAUUGUAAAAAUGUUUAACUAUUUUUGUUAACAACUUCAAUAAAACUUUAUGCUAGCCAAACUCGUACAUGAAUGGCAGGCCUGUUUCCCCUUCUCGCCCCGUCUCACUGGGGUGAGGAGGGGCUUUUAUUUUGCAGAGGGUAACUGUAAAACAAUAUGUUUGAGAGAGACUUUUGAACUGUCUGCACUUGACUGUAUUUGCUCUCUGCAUAUGCUUGGUUUGAAUAUCUGCUGGAAUACAAAACUGUUGUGGAUUUUAUUUGAGAAGCUAUGUGGUAACCUCUGAAAUGUUUGGUAGUACUGUAGGAUGGCUCUCGCUAGAAAAGUACCUCCCUUACUUAAAAACAAAAAACAACAGCAAAAGCAAAUGGCUCCUGUAUUAUGCUGGUGAUCGACUAUCAGCCAAUGGCUUACUAUACUGAUGUAAUUAAUGCUUCUGAUUAGUAAAUGAUGUUGCAGGAAAAUGUUAGGGGUCCUCUAAAAUAAUUUAAGCCUACAAAAUUUUAUAAAACAUGCUUUUAAAGGAAGACUGAAAAGCCAUACUUCAUUUUUCUUGCUCUCUCGCCAAAAAGGCCCACAUCAAAGCACCCAUAAUAUUUCCAGGGUUUGUGGUUAAGACAUUUAUGCCCAGUCUCAAUAGUUCUUGUUAAUAAAAAUUUGUUUUCCACUUGUAGUGUAUGUAAGUAUACAUUUAAGUGAUGUAUUGUUUCAAAAAUAGUGCUUUAGUAAUAUUCCAAAUGCUGACCUUUCACACUGAGGAACUGCCUUCCCUUUGCUAUUAAUGAUAUUGUUUGUAUUUGGCCAGGAAAGAUUUUAAAUCUGGACCUAGGAUCAGUAGCAGGUAAAUAGUGCAGAGCCUAUUUCACUCCUCCACAUGUGUACUAGGGAAUUUUAUGAUGUAUGGUUUAAAAACAAUAAAGUAAAUGCUGCUUUCAUUCUGUACCAAUAAAAAUUUUGAUAACUA
Molecule: messenger RNA, 3651 nt
Organism: Phalacrocorax carbo (great cormorant)
Lineage: Eukaryota; Metazoa; Chordata; Aves; Suliformes; Phalacrocoracidae
Source: RefSeq, a predicted model, not a curated record